GUUAGCAUUCUGGUAAGUUAUGUUUUUGGGGCUUUGAAUAUUAGGGCUAUAUAAAUAACCCUCUAGUCAACUUGUGCAAUAGAUAACGCAGAUCUCGUUCAUCAUUUUGCAUGUUAGAUCAUUUUUCAUUAUGAAGCUUACCAGUAUUAGUUUCGCAAAACAGGGGUUUGAGGCAGUCACGUGUGUUUGUUUAUAAAGAAGCACAACGAGCAAUAUGGGAGCUUUGUAAGAAACAUCUUGGUGGACAAACCCAAUGACCAGUCCUCCAGGUGGUCGUCUGAGAGCAACUACCCUCCACAGUACUUAAUGUUGAAAUUGGAACGGCCAUCAAUCGUUCAGAGCAUCACCUUUGGGAAGUAUGAGAAGACUCACGUGUGUAACCUGAAGAAGUUCAAAGUGUUUGGUGGGAUGAGUGAAGAGAACAUGACAGAACUCCUGUCCAGUGGCCUGAAAAAUGACUACAACAAGGAGACCUUCACCUUGAAGCACAAGAUUGACGAACAGAUGUUUCCCUGCAGAUUUGUUAAAAUAGUGCCUCUGAUGUCUUGGGGGCCCAGUUUUAACUUCAGUAUCUGGUACAUUGAGCUGCAUGGCAUAGAGGAACCUGACUUAGUGCAGCCCUGCCUUAACUGGUACAGCAAGUACCGGGAACAGGAAGCGAUCCGCCUGUGCCUGAAGCACUUCCGGCAGCAUAACUACACAGAAGCCUUUGAGUCGCUGCAGAAGAAGACACGCAUCGCGUUGGAACACCAAAUGCUGACACACCUCCAUGACCGUCUGGUACUCCGGGGAGACUUUGAUGCCUGUGAGGAGCUCAUCGACAAAGCCGUCAAAGACGGUUUAUUUAACCAGUACAUCAGCCAGCAAGAGUACAAGCCAAGAUGGAGUCAGAUCAUCCCUAAGAGUAACAAAGGUACAGCCUCGCAAGAGCCAAGCCCAGAUGACAUGAACAGUGAGACAAGCUACUCAAGUAAUGAGGACGACAACAGACCAGGGAUGAGGGGAGGUCAUCAGAUGGUCAUCGACGUUCAGACAGAGACGGUGUAUCUUUUUGGGGGCUGGGACGGCACACAGGACCUGGCUGACUUCUGGGCCUACAGUGUUCAGGAGAACCAGUGGAUCUGCAUCUCCAGAGACACAGAGAAGGAGAGUGGUCCCAGUGCGCGGUCCUGUCACAAGAUGUGCAUCGACAGUCAGCGGCGGCAGAUCUACACACUCGGCCGCUACCUAGACUCCAGCGUCAGGAACAGCAAGUCUCUGAAGAGUGACUUCUACCGCUACGAUGUCGACGCUAACACCUGGACACUGCUCAGCGAGGACACGUCAGCCGACGGCGGGCCCAAGCUCGUCUUUGACCACCAGAUGUGUAUGGACUCGGAGAAGCACAUGAUCUAUACGUUUGGCGGACGGAUUCUGAUGUGUAACGGCAGUGUGGAGGACAGCAGGACGUCCGAGCCCCAGUUCAGUGGGCUGUAUGCCUUCCACUGCCAGGCCGGAACAUGGAGCCUGCUCAGAGAAGACUCCUGCAACGCUGGGCCUGAGGAUGUCCAGUCACGCAUCGGACACUGCAUGCUCUUCCACACUAGGAAUCGUUGUCUGUAUGUGUUCGGAGGUCAAAGGUCAAAGACGUACCUGAAUGACUUCUUCAGCUACGACGUGGACGGGGACCAUGUGGAGAUCAUCUCAGACGGAACCAAGAAGGACUCCGGCAUGGUGCCGAUGACGGGCUUCACCCAGAGGGCCACCAUAGACCCAGAGCUGAAUGAGAUCCACGUCCUGUCUGGCCUCAGCAAGGAUAAGGACAAACGAGAGGAGAACGUUCGUAACUCCUUCUGGAUCUAUGACAUCGCACGCAACAACUGGUCGUGUGUGUAUAAGAAUGACCAGGCGGUGAAGGAGAACCCCAGUAAAGCUCUACAGGAGGAGGAGCCCUGUCCACGCUUCGCACACCAGCUGGUCUACGACGAAAUGCACAAGGUACACUACCUGUUUGGAGGAAACCCAGGGAAGUCGUGCUCUCCUAAGAUGCGUCUGGAUGACUUCUGGUCCCUCAAGCUGUGUCGCCCCUCCAAGGAGUACCUGCUCCGACACUGCAGAUACCUAAUCAGGAAGUACAGGUUUGAGGAGAAGGCCCAGUCAGAGCCUCUGAAUGCUCUGAAGUACCUGCAGAACGACCUCUCUCUGACCGUGGACCACACCAACCCUGAUGAGACCAAAGAGUUCCAGCUCCUGCCCUCGGCUCUCUUCAAGUCUAGCUCUGACUUCAUCCCUCUGGGUUUCUCAGACGUGGACCAGACGUAUGCCCAGCGCACGCAGCUCUUUGACAUGCUCGUCAACUUCUUCCCGGACACCAUGACCCCACCCAAGGGUAACCUCGUUGACCUCAUCACACUCUAGCCCCGCCCCACAACCCUAUGCACCACCACCAUAAGCCAAUAAGACUCUGAUUGGCCGGCCCAAAGCCAAACUUAAUAUUUUUCUACACUUGACCCUUCCAAAUUCAGUGGUGCUCUGCUCGCGGACUGCACUUGUUGACCCCCUCUAUAGGACGUUGGUUCUUCAACAACUAAAACGGAAAAUGAGGGUCAGGCCACUUGUGAUCUAAAGGGGUUGAUACUGAAUAUCACUGUGUGAAAAAGAAGAAAAUAAACUCCUGAUAGUCUUUGUUUAAUAAACUGAUUUAACAGGGCAAAAAUAACCCAGAAUUCUGCCAAACAUAUCUGUGAUAACUGAUUUGAUUUGUGAGGUUUACAUUACUUUUACACGCUGCGUUUGAGUUUGCUUGGCAUUAGUAGCCUGUUAGAUCAAGGAGGAGUCUCUUAUUUUCCGCUCGGUCUUGCAUCCGUCUCUCUCUGACACUCACUCACACAAACCUGCUUGUGAAAGUAGUUGUUACGUAAUGACACCCUGUCAGUGCGUUGUACGUUGAAUAUACCGUCAACCAAGUUCAUGCUUUUGUUUGCUUGCUCUGCCUGUAUUAUUGGUGGCCAUAUUAUAUACCCCAUAUUUAUAAUUGUCUGCCAUGCUGUUUCACACUGUGUCAAAAUGUUGAUUGUGUUAUAUAGAAACAAUAGAAUAAUGAUCCUAAGAGACAAUUUAUAUGUCAAAUGAAGUUAAGUCAAUUAAAUCCUCUAUCAAUGUAAAAUUCAGUCAUGAGUUUGGGGGGAAAACAUUGUCAAGUUGUCAAAAGCCUGGGAUUCUGGUAAUGGCUACUGUAGCUUUAGUGUGAUGUAACCAUGGUUAUGUCACUGAGGCAUGGUGGGAAAUGUAGUCUCCAAGUAUGAAUGUUAUUUUUUAAACUCACUCCCCAUCUUGUAAGAGAACUGCAACAUGAUGGUUCUGCUGUAUCAGGGAGUUUUUUUAAUGUACAAACACACAUCUGUACACAUAUGAUCUCAUUGGCUGGGAUGUAUCUCACUUUGACGAUGGAAGUUAUUUUAUGGAAGGAAGAAUGAAUGAUUGCUUUCAUUGAGGGAGAGCCCAGUCUCCCCCUUAAGAGAUGGCCUGAUUACUGGGUUCUCUCUGUUUCUCAUGCAAACAGUGAUGACAGGACAUUCUUCAUUUCUGACCUAAAGAAAUACAGAACACUAGAUUUCAUUCUUACUCAGAAUAAGGCGAUAGGAGCAUUUUACAAGUGAUCUCUAACACCAAGUUAUCAAAUGGUAUCUGUCUUGUGGCUCCAGCCAAAGUUUUAAUGUACAGGAAAUGUUUUUGAUUGGUUCAUAAUCAUUAUGCUGGAACUGAGGAUGCCCUUUGAUAUAGCUUGUGUGUGUUUGUCUCGGAUCGCCAGGGUAUUUUGUCUAGUCCACCUGUGUAACAUAAUACAAACAUUUGCCUCAUAUUGUUUUUCCAUUAAUCUCAGUAGGAGAGAUGAUUGAAGUGAUCCCCUUUUCCCUCCUCAAGAAUAGUAGCAGCCUAGUCUUCCAUUAAUCUCAGUAGGAGAGAUGAUUGAAUUGAUCCCCUUUUCCCUCCUCAAGAAUAGUAGCAGCCUAGUCUUCCAUUACAUUGUGUGUAUUGUCUAUAUAUUUAGCAUUUUUCUGAGACAGCUGUACAGUAUGCAGAGUACACUCUAGGCAAAGGCCUAUGGAGUCUGUGAAAUAUCCAUCCCCAUUUGUUUCGAGAUCAAUCAACUCCACUAUCAGAUAACCAGAGAGGGAGGGACUAUUCACAUUCAAGGAGACAAACACUUAGUGCUUGAGUCGUGUCGGGUGGUAGAGCCAAACUUUAGACAUGCUUUUUCUUGUCAAAUCCUUACAAAAUCCUUGAUCAAAAUCCUAAUCAAAUUGGCAGAUUGUACACUACGUCCCAAUAGAUUCAUUACAUCUGGUUCAAGACUUCUGAUCUUAUUGUUAGGUGAGUGAUCAGAUCCGAUUUCUCUGUUCGUUUGCACUCAUGUCCUCAGUAAUCAGAAUUAGAUUAAUUUGAAUCACAAUCAUUUCUGUGUGCGUUUGCUGCUUGUGUGCAAGGUGCACACCCCUGUAUGCUUACAGUGUGUGUGUGUGUGUGUGUGUGUUUGUGCUUGUUUGUGUCUGUUUGCUAAUGGUUGUCUUCUGCUGCCACCAUAUUAAGCUUAGUAGAUAUUAGCUCUCUGACCUGGGAUCCAGAGAGAAAGUGUCAUACUUACCAUCAUAGAUUUGUAAUAAAACCUGUUAUUUAGGCCGUACUCAUUAUUUAUGGUCGUUGUCACAGAAUAGAAGACUUUUGAGAUUGACUUUUGCGGUGGUUUCUUUUUUUGUCAGAAAUAAAAGAUAAGCUUUAAGAAAACAUGAAAGAAGCACCUUUGCAGAAAAUAUAUAUAUCACAAUGCCAAAUACAUUUUAUUUUUGGGAGCGGAAGGAAAUUAUAAUUUUCAGGUAAAUGGAAUGUUCUUCAUCUGCACCCUCUUCUCCCCUACUGGGACUCAUGAGUAUGUGGGGUACUCUAGAGUGCGUGAAUGAGCACUACUCUGUGGAUAACGUGAAUGUGUAGAGAGCCUAUUGUAGAAUUGCAUUGUAUGUAAUGUACAUAACGAAUAAAGAUUGUAUUUUGUUCAGGUUUUCAUAAAUAAAUGACUCCGGUCUUUUGAUUUGUUUGUAACCAGUUGGGAUGCAACUA
This is a messenger RNA of Oncorhynchus mykiss (rainbow trout), 5094 nucleotides long. The record is from RefSeq and is a predicted model, not a curated record. NCBI's taxonomy places the organism in Eukaryota, Metazoa, Chordata, Actinopteri, Salmoniformes, Salmonidae.